This is a messenger RNA of Indicator indicator, 1147 nucleotides long. It is a transcript of the gene UBE2V2, whose product is annotated as ubiquitin conjugating enzyme E2 V2. The record is from RefSeq and is a predicted model, not a curated record. Gene Ontology annotation, biological process: protein K63-linked ubiquitination; DNA damage tolerance. Gene Ontology annotation, cellular component: nucleus. Lineage: Eukaryota; Metazoa; Chordata; Aves; Piciformes; Indicatoridae. The transcript has 4 exons. The coding region runs from base 6 to 440 and encodes 144 amino acids.
ACAAGAUGGCUGGAUCCACAGUUAAAGUACCUCGUAAUUUUCGCUUGUUGGAAGAACUAGAAGAAGGGCAGAAAGGAGUAGGUGAUGGUACAGUAAGCUGGGGCCUUGAAGAUGACGAGGACAUGACACUCACCAGGUGGACAGGAAUGAUUAUUGGGCCACCAAGGACAAACUAUGAAAACAGAAUAUACAGUCUGAAAGUAGAGUGUGGACCUAAAUACCCAGAAGCACCUCCUACAGUUAGAUUUGUAACUAAAAUUAAUAUGAAUGGAAUAAAUAAUUCCAAUGGAAUGGUGGAUGCACGAAGCAUACCAGUGUUAGCAAAAUGGCAAAAUUCUUAUAGCAUUAAAGUUGUACUUCAAGAGCUAAGACGUCUAAUGAUGUCCAAAGAAAAUAUGAAGCUUCCACAACCUCCAGAGGGACAAACUUACAACAAUUAAUUUUAGCUGAUUCUCAAACUUCUGUCUUAAAACAACAACCUUCUACUCAUGUUAAUGUCUUGAUUAAAUCUCACAAUGCAAACACCCACACAUUAAAAGAAUUUCAGCUGGUAUACAUGACCUGGACAUUUGUAAGAAUAUAUAUAAUAUAUGUAUGCCCAAUAUGUUUUCAGGCACUAUGGGAGAAAAAGGCAGCACAAUUAUUUUUUUUCUCUUAUCCGAGGCACUGUCAUUUAAGCAUAAGCCUGAAAUAGUCUAAAAUUGGAAUUCAGGUUUUACAAGAUGAAAGCAUGACAGAAAGUGUCAGGUUGCUGUGGAAUAAUAUAUGUUUCUGAAAAUAAUCUCCUGAGAAGGCAAAAUAUAAAUGGCAUGCUUUAUCCAUCUUGCUUAGUAAAAGAGCUGCAGUUAAAUUUGUUUUGAAGUAGCAGGUACAGUGACUACCGUUGCUCAUCUUGUUUUAAUUUUGCAAGGGUGUGGGUGCCGACUACUAGUAGUGUCACACAGUAUGUUCAGGAUUGUUUUGAUACCUGUAUUUAUAAACUGGGGGGAUUAAUUUCUGUUAAGCAGCUCCUGUGUGUUACAUGUAUCGGACAUGGCAAAUAUUUGUUUACAGUCUUUGUUCUAAUAAACCAUGCAUUUAAGUUUUAGUGAAACAAAGGAAAUGUAUGGAUAUGUGAUUGAGAUUAAAGUUAGUCUUAAAAUGUAAA